Messenger RNA from Ilex paraguariensis (yerba mate), 1945 nucleotides. The record is from the annotation of a GenBank genome assembly. Lineage: Eukaryota; Viridiplantae; Streptophyta; Magnoliopsida; Aquifoliales; Aquifoliaceae.
GUUCAUCAUUCUUUUCUGCAGAGAAAGGCUGUGAAGAAGGUUUCUGGAGACUGCUUUUUUUCUGAAUCUCAUCGGAUAGAGGCAUCUCUUUUGCAGAAAUGUCGUCUGAUCUCAAUACCGGACUGUCUAAGAAAACACAUAUUUUCAAUCUUAGUGUGUGGAUGUUACUAGCAACCUUUGUGGGCGUAUUUAUUGUAAUUAUUCUCUUGAUUCUAUCAUUUUGUCUUUCAAGAAAGAAAUCUAGAAGGGCUAGUGAUAUACUUCCUGUUAGCCAAAUCCCAACUGUAUCAAAGGAUAUUAAAGAGAUAAGGGUCGAUCAGAAUUUAGCUAACAACUUUGUUGGCUAUGAUGACAAGUCCAGCUACAAAGAUUCAGACACGCUUUUGGUGCAUUCUAGUAUUGAGAAGGCAAAAAAUCUUGAUAGUAGCAGUCAGUCAGGCUCGUUUAACUAUUUAGAGAAAGAUGGAGUUGGAUUGGAAUCAGGAGAAAAGGGAAGCAAUGGAACGAUAAAUAUGUACCAGCCUUCUUCACAUCCCAUUAGUGUUUCUUCCCCUCUAUCUGGUCUACCUGAGUUCUCUCGCCUUGGAUGGGGUCAUUGGUUUACAUUAAGGGACUUAGAAACUGCAACAAGUAGGUUUUCAAAGGACAAUAUUAUUGGUGAGGGUGGAUAUGGAGUUGUUUAUAGGGGCCAUCUGAUUAAUGGAAUUCCUGUGGCUGUGAAGAGGCUCCUCAACAAUCUGGGGCAGGCAGAGAAGGAAUUCAGUGUUGAAGUUGAGGCUAUUGGUCAUGUGCGGCAUAAAAACCUAGUUCGGCUUCUGGGUUACUGUAUUGAAGGAACACACAGGUUGUUAGUUUAUGAGUAUGUCAACAACGGCAAUUUGGAGCAAUGGCUUCAUGGAGCUAUGUGUCAACAUGGAUAUCUUACUUGGGAGGCCCGCAUGAAAGUUCUCCUUGGCACUGCUAAAGCACUUGCAUACUUGCAUGAGGCCAUUGAGCCAAAAGUUGUGCAUCGGGAUAUUAAGUCCAGCAAUAUACUAAUUGAUGAUGACUUCAAUGCUAAACUAUCUGACUUUGGUCUGGCAAAGUUGCUGGGUGCUGGAAAGAGUUAUAUUACAACCAGAGUUAUGGGUACCUUUGGAUAUGUGGCUCCAGAAUAUGCAAAUAGUGGCCUCCUCAAUGAGAAGAGUGAUGUUUAUAGUUUUGGAGUUGUGCUCUUAGAAGCAAUUACUGGAAGAGAUCCAGUUGACUAUGGACGUCCCGCACAUGAGGUAAAUCUGGUUGACUGGCUCAAGAUGAUGGUUGGCAGCAGGCGCUCAGAAGAAGUUGUUGACCCAACCAUCGAAACCAAGCCGUCUGCAAGUGCCCUUAAACGAGCCCUUUACACUGCUUUGAGGUGUGUAGAUCCAGACGCUGACAAGAGACCUAACAUGGGUGAAGUUGUCCGCAUGCUUGAGUCAAACGAAUAUCCCAUACGACGAGAGGAUCGAAGACGCCGAAGGAAUCAGUCAGGGCCCAAAGAAGCGGAGUCUCAGAGGCAUAGCGUAGUCUCAGAGGCAGAAUUCUGAUGAAUGACAAUGCGGAAUUGAGGUCAGAAAGCAAAAAGAACAACCAGGCCAGGCGUAAGCAAGUAUGCAAGCCACUUACUUAUAUAGUCCACAUUUUUUCUACCUUUGUGAGUUCAAGAUGAGUUCGAAGGCAGGCAGUGGAAGCAAGUCAUAAAGGAAUAGCAUUGAUAUAUGUCUUUUGGUUUCUUAUUCCCAAAUUAUAGAUGUUGGAGACAAUGUGACGGUUGUGCAGAAAGGAAUGAUAGAAUAUACCACCACAGCUAGUAUUCUGUACAUGUCUUUUUUUUCUCCCUGUAUUUCAUUUUCCCCACCGUAGGUAGUUCUUGGUAAUUCACAUGAGCAUUAUGAAAGGUUGUGUAAGAGGUUUGAUUUUGCAAUUG